This is a messenger RNA of Scleropages formosus (Asian bonytongue), 3764 nucleotides long. Its product is annotated as trichohyalin-like. The record is from RefSeq and is a predicted model, not a curated record. Bases 1 to 1272 code for a protein of 423 amino acids. The transcript has 9 exons. Lineage: Eukaryota; Metazoa; Chordata; Actinopteri; Osteoglossiformes; Osteoglossidae.
AUGGUGGCGCUCCAGCUGCUGGCUUCAUCCCGUCAGGAUCUCCGGGACGUUCAGCAGAGCUUCUCUCGGCUCCAGGACGCGUGGAAGGACUGCGGCACCGAGCCGCUUCAGAGCAGCCGCAGGUCGGACGCGGAACAGGCCCGGCGGAGCCAGGAGGCGGACCGGCUCCGAACCGAGGCCUCCGAGCUGCACGUCCGCCUCGAGGCCCAGAUACGGGACAGCGCCGCGCUGCGGAGCCACAACCAGGAGGCACAGGCCCAACUGGACGACAUGAAGGAGCUGUUGGAGAGUCUGCAGCAGGACCUACGGCGCCACCAGUCUGCGAGGGAGGACCUGGAGGAGCUGCUGGAGAGGCGCUGCAAGGAGGCAGAGGAGCUGCGGUGCAGACACACAGAGUUGGAGAAGCAGAGCGGUGAAACCCAUCGCAGGCUGUCGGCAGAAGUGAAGGAGAGAGAGGAGCGUCUGCUCUCAUGUCGACGCCAGUUCCGGUCCCUGCAGGAGCAGCUGUCUCUGCAGCGACGAUCCGAACAGGAAGCGGCACGAAGGCGGAACGACACGGAGGCCGAGAAGAGAGCCCUGAGGGACGCCCUGCUGGAGGCGCGCCAGGAAGCGUCUCGCUUACGGAGGCACAGCGAGCAAGAGACUCUUGUCCAUCAAGAGACUGUGAAGAAGCUGGAGGAGAGUGUGAGACGGCAGGUGGAAGAGCGAGAGGCGCUGAGGACACAGGUGGAGGCCGAGGCGGAGCGUGACCGGGCCCGCGUGGUGCUCCGGGAGCAGGAGCUCGCCCUGGAGAGGGAGAAUAACGAGGGCCUGAGGCUCAAGUGCCAGAGGGAGAAGGAGCAACUUCAGCAGCAGGUGGCUGUGCGGGACGCCCAGGAGCGAGUUCUCGUGCUGGAGAGGAGGCUGCGGGAGGCGCUGGAGGGACGGCGGGGGGAGGAGGAGGCGGCGGCGGCGGCGGCCCGGCAGACUGCGCUGGAGAGGGAGCUGCAGCGGCUGCGGCACGAGGAACAACAGGGGGCGCUGCGGCUGCUCCGACUGCAGCAGGAGCUAGAAGAGCAGAGGCAGGAGACGUGGAAGCUGCAGGAGCAGAACACGCUACUGCAGGAAACGGUUCGGCGGGAGUGUGAGGAGCGUGAGGAGCUGACAGCUGCCCUCACGGAUGCCAGGGAGCAGCUUUCGGAGCGCCGCGCCACCAGGACCCGCCCCGCCAGACCCGAAGAUGGUCCGGACCUCCGAGGCCCCCAGGGGCCCCGUGCUGCUGUAGCCCGGUGACCGCUGCUCCUGUCCAGGCUGCCCAGGGCGACUUGGUGACCGAAGUGCAGCAAGAGGUCAUGGGCAGGGAAGAGGGAGAGCAGCCCCAGCCCCAGCGCACACGCACACAGAGACGCACACACACACAGACAGCUGCCAGGAAGAAGGAAGCGUGACUGCCGAUCCAGAACGCCGUGCCCCACCCCGCCGUUGAGAGGGGGCCACUGGCUAUCUCCUGCUGCACAUUCCCCACUCAGCCACACGGGGGCCUCUUCUCUCCUUCCUUAAUUGGUUCCAGUUGGUUUCAGGAAUCCAUUUGGUACGGACCCAAUCUCCUGUCCAGGACCACAUGUGGAACGAGGUUCGGGUCUCUCCAUGAAGGCGGAUUGCGACGCGCCAAAAUGUCGCUCUUCUCCUAAAUUCUCCAAGAGGCUGGAAGAGGUGAUUGGGGUGACAGGAGAACAGCGAGGACCUGGUAACCAUGACAAAUCCUCAGCACUAACAAAGGACAGGUCGUGGUUCACUGCUGGGUCCCUCAUAGCUGCUGAAUCCCUGCCACAUUCAAGAAGAGUCUCGAACCCGUCUCUUUCGGAGCCUCUUCUCUCCUGACGACGACAAAAACUACGUUUACUAAACGUGUUCCCACUUGGUUCUGUGUACAGCAACCGGCGGCGGUGGUUUCGGACAAACUGACGGCAUCACACGUGUCUGUGUGCGUGUCUCCCCUCUGGACGACACUCUAACGCCAACAUUUUGGAGAAGAGCACGUGCUACAUGAAUCAACGCAAACAUAAAUAAGUAGAGGACUGAGGUCGUCGGUCACUAAUCUUGUGUCACGGCAGAAGGAUUCUGGGAGCAGGACGAUGAGGCCGCGGGCCACAUGUGGUUGCGCCGAGAUGGAGGGAGUAGGGAAGGACGGGGUGUUCCCUCACAGCACUGCCCCGGUCACGCAGCAGCUGGGCCUUAGCUCUAUGUGAGCAGGUUCAGUACAGUUCAGUGAGAAGGGUUUCCUCUGGUCAGAGUGAGACAAUGAGCGUCUGUUUGCGGCAUUAAGACUGGAACAAUGUCUCCCGCUCAGGAAGCGAUCAGGCUAGAGCUGCAGUGCGUUGUGGUCGCCGAGGCGUGAUGGGGGUGUUCGACUCACGCGCACACAACAGCUGUGCUGCCCGCCUUUGACCCCGGAGCUUUCAUCUGGAGCCGCUGGCACGAAACACUGGCGUGACGAGUCCUGCCGGAGCAACCUUUGCACCUUCCUGCCGCGCCUUUGUUUUACCGCCUGCUUUCAUGUGGCGCACAGAGAGGCGCUCCCUUUCACUGUACUCUAGGUCCUUUCUGCUCCUUCUCCCUCACGGAAGCUACGACGGGUUAAAGCCGCUACGUGUCCCAGACGACCAGACCCCGUUGUCAGCGGCCUUCUUGCACGGAACUGUGUCGGGACAUCGGAGGAAGUGCACGUCACCUGGAAGGAGUGGAACCACUAAGAGAAACACAGGCAGUUCAUAGAACUAGAACAACUAGAGCAGCUGCGAUGGACUUCGGUACAUUUGCACCUGCACUUCCAGGACUGUGGCCCAUGUCAAGUGUUUCAAGUCAGUGGUAGAGGCAGGGGCAGGAAGGGCAGGGAAGGGUACAAUAGGGUAACAGAGGGUACGCUAACAAAGGGAAGGGUAGGGUAAGGUGCCAUACGGCAGCGCUGGGUAGAGCAGGAUAAGGAAGAACAGUGCUGAGAAUGGAAGGGUAAAAAACGAUACGACUGGGUGCUGUAGCGUUUAAGCCUGAUGGGCUCCAGCGGACGUGUGUUUGAAGAAAGAGGGAGUUGUCCAGGAGCCACUUUUCCCACACUGCACCGAGCGCCAGCGUGGUUAAGGCUCCUCGGCCACGCGCUCUUUGUUCUGCCAGAUGGGGGUCCAGCUGUGCCAGAGCUCAGCGUUAAUGGAGUCUGCAGAAGGAAGUGAAGAGGACAAAAGCCUUGUUUGGAAUCCCUAAUGAGGACACUGGUGACCAGAGCUGAGCUCUCCUUGAGGUGCAGCGCCACUCCAGAACGCAGUCGGGCCGCCGGGGGGCACAGCCCUCCUGUUUAUGGCACAACUCCUCGCUCUUUGCUGUCAGGACAGAUGAGGAAACAAACGCCACACAUGUCCGCUAAAGCAACUGGUGACCAUCAGACUAAGUGUCACUUUCGCUAUUUCGCAUGCGACAAAACUGGAGCUUUUUACAGGCAGACCGUUUCAGGCUCGGGAGGAGCUAAAGCAGACAGCACUCAUUCCCAUUUCAGCAGGGCAGCCCUUAAAUUGUCUAAGUGUACUGUAUAUUGUUUUACGCUAUUGGUAACUGUGUGAACAUGGAUUAUAAACAGUAAGACUGGCAAGACAGAAACUGCUGAAGUAGGUUUGCCAGUUUUAUGCUCUGUACUCUAGUGCCCCCUAGAGGUUGAAAAUGAAACUUUGUAGCAGCGCUUAAGAACCAGAAUUCCCAGUAGGUUGGGGAAACUAUUGUAUUCGCACGUUUCGUGU